Durio zibethinus is the source of this 1227-nucleotide messenger RNA. RefSeq names its product ras-related protein RABH1b-like. Lineage: Eukaryota; Viridiplantae; Streptophyta; Magnoliopsida; Malvales; Malvaceae. Gene Ontology annotation, molecular function: GTP binding; GTPase activity. The record is from RefSeq and is a predicted model, not a curated record.
UAAAUCAAAAUAUUCGUGUUUCAAAAUAAGGAAUAAUAAAUUGUGAAAUUGAAGUUCAAAUUUUUUCCUUUCACUAAAAAUUACUAUCUCUCAACAAGUGAUGAUGAGAAAGAUUUGGAAAUUCACAAUACCAUAAAAUUAAUUCAAUUUUUAGCUUGAAUUUGGGUCGCUUCAUUCAGAAAUAGACUCUGAACAAUAAUCACCGAAAAGAAAGAAAGGGAAAGAGGCUAGGGAUCUUGAUCUCAAUCUCUUUCUCUCCGGUGAGGUCUCGACAUUGGAUCCGAUCAAUAGGAUAUCCCUGACAUAGAUCCGAAUAACCAUGGCUCCAGUUUCCGCUCUGGCCAAAUACAAGCUGGUUUUCUUGGGGGAUCAAUCUGUCGGGAAGACCAGUAUCAUCACUCGCUUCAUGUACGAUAAAUUCGAUAACACCUACCAGGCUACCAUCGGUAUUGACUUUCUAUCAAAAACAAUGUACCUCGAAGAUCGAACAGUUCGAUUGCAGCUUUGGGAUACUGCUGGACAGGAAAGAUUCAGGAGUCUUAUUCCAAGUUACAUUAGGGAUUCCUCCGUGGCAGUCAUUGUCUAUGAUGUUGCAAGCAGACAGUCCUUCCUUAAUACUUCAAAGUGGAUUGAGGAGGUGCGGACUGAACGGGGUAGUGAUGUUAUCGUUGUGCUUGUUGGUAACAAAACGGAUCUUGUGGACAAAAGGCAAGUGUCAAUAGAGGAAGGAGAAGCCAAGGCUCGUGAUCUCAAUGUUAUGUUUAUUGAAACUAGUGCCAAGGCUGGCUUCAAUAUCAAGGCUUUGUUUCGGAAGAUUGCAGCUGCUUUACCUGGAAUGGAAACACUUUCUUCAACCAAGCAAGAAGACAUGGUUGAUGUCAAUCUUAAGUCUACCAACACAAAUGCUUCUCAGUUGCAGCAACAGUCUGGAGGAUGUGCCUGCUGAUACGCCCUUCAUUGAUCUGAGCUCCGAUUUUCAGAAUUUAUUUUGUGCAUCAGUAAUGCUGCAAAGUGUUUGUAAAAAAUCUGUCCUCCCUUUUUUUUUUUGUAGCAUCGGGCUUUUGGGUUUAGCUGGAUGUUUAAGCAUAUAACUUGAGAGAGGACAUUUCUUAUGGUAAGUAGGCUAGUCCUAACCUGUCCUAUAUGUGUAGCGUUCUUGUGAUCUCAAACAAUUGUGCCAAAUUUACUGUUAGUCAUAUUCAGUUUGAUUUUGUUUCUGAAAGGGUU